AUGCUACCGGACAAUGGUGGUAGAUUGGGAGGUUACUCAGGAGCUGCAGUGUGGGGAAGCAGCCCCGCCAUUGAUAUAUCCAGGAGACAUGUAUAUGUGGCUACUGGGAACCUCUACACAGCUCCACCUGGGGUGACCAAAUGUCAAGAGAGGCAGAAUAACCAGAGAGGAAAACCUACCCAUCCUGAUCAGUGCAUUGGUCCAGAUAUCAACUUCAAUUCAAUUCUGGCGUUGGAUUUGGAUUCUGGGAGGAUUGUAUGGUCCAGGCAACUUGGCGGAUAUGAUGUUUUCUAUUUUGCUUCUUUGGUACCAAACAACCCUGACUGCCCACCGGGACCUAAUCUGGAUGCCGACUUCGGAGAGGCACCCAUGCUGCUCACCAUACACCCUAACCGAACAAGGCGUGAUGUCGUAGUGGCCGUGCAGAAAAGCAGGUUUGCAUGGGCACUAGCCCGUGACAAUGGAACGAUAGUCUGGCUAAUACAUUUGCUGGACUUUGUAGUUGGCGGGUCCAAAGGAGGAGGCAUAUGGGGUGCAGCCACAGAUGGGAGAAGAGUGUAUACAAACAUUGCCAACGGCGACCGAGAAAACUUCACUCUUGCACCUUCAAGCCAGACAACAACAGCUGGCGCACGGGUAGCUCUUGAUGCAGAUUCAGGGGAGAUUUUGUGGACAACUGCAAACCCUAGUAAUGACACUGCCCAAGCACCUGUCACAGUUGCUAAUGGCGUUGUUUUUGCUGGGUCGGCAGCUUCGAAUGGUCCCAUUUAUGCUAUGAAAGCACUCUGGAAGAAUUUUGUGGUCGUAUAA
Molecule: messenger RNA, 810 nt
Organism: Prunus armeniaca (apricot)
Lineage: Eukaryota; Viridiplantae; Streptophyta; Magnoliopsida; Rosales; Rosaceae
Source: the annotation of a GenBank genome assembly